AUGUCCAUCCAGAAUCUCAACACAUUCGACCCAUUCGCCGAUGCUAUCAAAAGCUCGGAAGACGACGUUCAAGAUGGACUAGUCCACGUCCGGAUCCAGCAGCGAAACGGGCGCAAGACUCUGACCACGGUGCAAGGCCUGUCAUCGGAAUAUGACCUGAAGAAGAUUGUGCGGGCAUGCAAGAAGGAGUUCGCGUGCAACGGAACCGUCGUGGAGCACCCGGAGUACGGCGAAGUACUGCAGCUGCAGGGCGAUCAACGAGAGAAUAUUUGCCAGUGGCUUACUAAAUCGGGGCUUGUUAAGCCUGAACAACUCAAAGUGCACGGCUUUUAA
Parnassius apollo (apollo) is the source of this 333-nucleotide messenger RNA. The record is from the annotation of a GenBank genome assembly. NCBI's taxonomy places the organism in Eukaryota, Metazoa, Arthropoda, Insecta, Lepidoptera, Papilionidae.